Molecule: messenger RNA, 426 nt
Organism: Rhizopus microsporus ATCC 52813
Lineage: Eukaryota; Fungi; Mucoromycota; Mucoromycetes; Mucorales; Rhizopodaceae
Exons: 3
Coding region: 1-426 (141 amino acids)
Source: RefSeq, a predicted model, not a curated record
AUGGCAAGUCAUAUAUUAGAUCUUUUACUAGAAGAAAGACCAAAGGAUGCAUAUACCAUUGUUAACCUUGUUGAAAAAACGAAUAUUCGAUUUAUGCACUUGCUACAAGGCAAAGACGUUGCUGAAGAGAUUGACGUCUUCUACACUCCUGCUUAUGCCGCAGGAGACGUAGUUGCCGAUAGCCUGAUUAGCAAUGUGCUUCUUAGCCAGACUUACUACAAACCAGACAUCGUCUCCAUCAUCAAAACACUUUGUGGAAUGCCCGGGCCAUUACAUGAUGGCUCAGCUGCUUACUUGUUAUCAACUGACCCUGAGAUUACAACAGCCACGGCAGCAGCUCGUUUAGCCCCGCACUUGACCAGUAUUCCAUUACCAGUAGAAUUCAUUGGCAGAAACUAUGCCGAAUUACGAAGCAUUAGGCAAUGA